AUUUAAAAAAAAAAGAAAAAGAAGUAAACUAUAUUUGCGAUAUUGUACAAGUUUUAAUAGAUGUUAACGUAAUUGAUUAAAUUUUGAAAUAAGUAGAUGAUAACAAAAGAGGGCGCUGGAUGGCGCGUUAAAUCGAACAUGGUUUUUACGCAUCAUGUCACGUUACAUUUUCACACACUUUCUAUUUCGUAUUAAUGACAAAAAAAUAUAACUGUUUUUUCUUUUCUUAAAAUUACAUUUCGAUAUAAAAUCAUUUUGAAUUAUCUCUUUUUAUAUCGUGGUGUAAAUACAAAAGUAUAUGGUGUGUGAAGGUGAAUGAUAUAUUUUUAACAUGGACCUACUAAAUAGGCUAUGUCUCAAGUCUUAAGUGUUAAUCUGAAGAUAAUUUGUAUUUUUUACGAAAUUAAUAUCAAACGUCAAAGAAGAGAAAGAUAAUUAAAUAUUAGCUAAAUAUAUCUACAAAAACAAAAUGGAUGAGUUACCACUUACCGAAGAUCAGUUGUUACAGAAACAUAAACGAGAACGAAAAGAAUUACAAGCUCAGAUACAGAUACUGAAGAAAUCAAUCUGUAAAGGUGAUAAAAAGAAGAAAAAAGAAGUUGCAGAUGAAAUUGCACGUAAAGAAGAGAAUUUAGAAAAAAGGCAAGAUGAAGAAUUAGCCAGAUGGAAAAUAUCUCAAGUUACAUUGAAUGAUAAGGAUACAGAGAAUUUAGAAGAAACAUAUAAUAUAAAUGAUAUAGAGUCUAAAGAAUCUGAGAAAGUACAACAGAGAAUUUCUAAAGCUCAACGAAGAAGAUAUAAAAAAGAAAAUGCAGAGAGAGAACGUAAUCAAAGAAUUAUAGAACAGGAAGCAUUUGAUGUGUAUGGUAAGAGAAAUGUUGAGAUGCAAUCUAUACAAAAAAUUCUUUAUGAACGUGAUUUAAUGUUAUAUGAAAUUCCAAGCGAUGGUCAUUGUUUAUACAAUGCAAUUGCGCAUCAACUUAAAAUGCUUGGAGAAAUCCCAUUUAGCCUACAUGAUCUAAGAAUGAAAACUGCCAUAUAUUUAAGACAAAAUAGAAAUGAUUUCUUACCAUUUAUCUCAAAUCCAGAUUCUGACCAGUUAUUAUCACCUGAGCAAUAUGAAAAAUAUUGUAAUGAUAUAGUUGAAACUUGUACUUGGGGUGGUGCAAUCGAGUUGCAAGUAUUGUCGCGCAUUUUGGAACGCCAAAUUGAAGUCAUCCAAGCAACAGGUACUCCCUACAUUGUUGGAGAUGAAUUCAGUAAGAAAAAAAGAAUAAUAUUAACUUACCAUCGUUAUAUGUAUGAAUUAGGUGCUCAUUAUAAUUCUGUUACAAAAUUUGUCAAAGAAGAUGAGAGCUGAUCAUACAUUCUAUCAUACUUAAAUAACAUUUAUCUUAAUACAAACAUUCACUUAUUAUAUAACGUGAAAAAUAAUUCUGAUUUAAUUUUACAUAUAUCAGAUUUAUUAAACAUGUCAAGGUUGAUAAAUACAUUGAAAUAACUAAUAGUAUCCAAUAUCUAAUUUUCUCAAAUCAUGCAAAUAUUAUCAUUAUACUAAUGUUUUAUAGAUUUAAUAUGGUAAUAAAAAUAAUUCAGUAGUCAUAUUUAUUAUUUUAUUAUUAUUAGUUAUCAAUGCUCAUAAUA
This is a messenger RNA of Vespula pensylvanica (western yellowjacket), 1644 nucleotides long. RefSeq names its product deubiquitinase OTUD6B. The record is from RefSeq and is a predicted model, not a curated record. Gene Ontology annotation, molecular function: cysteine-type deubiquitinase activity. Lineage: Eukaryota; Metazoa; Arthropoda; Insecta; Hymenoptera; Vespidae. Bases 470 to 1360 code for a protein of 296 amino acids. Gene Ontology annotation, biological process: protein deubiquitination. The transcript is spliced from 4 exons.